Molecule: messenger RNA, 561 nt
Organism: Suillus bovinus
Lineage: Eukaryota; Fungi; Basidiomycota; Agaricomycetes; Boletales; Suillaceae
Exons: 5
Coding region: 1-561 (186 amino acids)
Source: RefSeq, a predicted model, not a curated record
AUGGCAUCUGAGUACGUUAUCGUUAAUGGUGCUGACAAGGUCAUUAUCCAUGACAAUGUCAUUGUCAUGGAUAUCGAGAACCUCCUGACUGGCUGUCCGACUUAUGAGAUUAAUUUUACCCCCGAGAACCUGGGCCCAUUGAAACUUAUUAUCUGCCUCAAAGAUCCUGUGAAGAUGGUUCACAUUAAAGAUAAAGAGUCUUCAGAUAGCGAGGCAGAGUUGUUGAUUGCAGGCAAUCAGAAAAGGAAAAAGACCUCGUUGACCAAUCACGAGAACAAGAGGACAAAAAUGUUCGCAACCGAUACCAUCAAGCUCGCCGAAGAUCUCACAGGCCUCAAAAUCACGUCUCAGAGUCCUGGGACUAACACCAUCAAGGCAAAACCAGUGCGCCUAGUCGGAGUCCACAAAAACCCCCCACCACGUAAAAAUAAAUUCAACGGUAGCAUUGCUUGGCCACCUGUCCGUCACCACCAUUUCAGGGAUGUGGAGGAUAAAGAUUCCAUUGCUGGUCUAGAUAUCUUGCAAGCUCUCCCUGCUCCUGUUACUGCAGACUCUACUUAG